AUGCGGACCGCGCUGCUGUGCUGCCUGCUGGGCCUGGGCGCCGCCGUCAAGGUGAAGGUGGUCAUGCACUCCGAGCAGGACGAGUCGCGCGCCGACGACGACGAGCGCGCCGCGCCCACGCUGCUGCCCUUCCUCAAGGCGCGCGACGACGACGCCGCGCCCGCGCCCGCCGCCGCGCCCGCCGCCGCCGCCGCCGCCGCCGCCGCCGCCGCCGACCGCCCGCGCGCGCUGCACCCCAACGAGAUGAUCUUCCCGCUCAUCUACCGCCAGAGCCACAUCAACAGCAUGUUCAAGUUCGGCGAGAACUGGUACACCUGGUCCACGGAGAAGCGCACGGACGGCUCCAAGGCCACCAACUACUACAUCUGCUACGACGAGCCCAAGCGCUGCGACGAAAUCGGAUGGGAGCGGACCGACGCGCUGCCGAAGUGCGCGUUCCAGAUCGACUCGCUUCUGCCCGAGGACCGCGCCUGCAUCAACCCCUUCGGCGUGGAGCCGCGCGCUGCCGGCUCCUGCGACGGCGCCGAGCAGAUGAAGGUGAGCGAGAUGGUGCGCGCGUGCGGGCCGCGCAUCCGCUCGCUGUGGCGCUUCCUGCGCGUGGGGCGCCGGCCCGCGGGCGUGGCCAAGCCCGCCGACGUCAACUCGCUCGUCUGCGAGGACGAGGAGGAGUGCUACCUCACCGUCGAGUACAGGAUCCACCACGACCGGAUCACGUUCUCGCUGCACGAGCCGACGCGGGGGCAGACGUUCAAGAGCGCGCUGAAGCGCGAGGCGGAGCCGGAGCCCGAGCCGCGCAGCCCGGCGCCGCCGCCGCCGCCGCGCGCGCACCGCAAGAAGCCGCGCGACGAGGAGCCGCCGCGCAAGAAGUUCCGCGUGCGCGCGCGCCCCAAGGCGGCGGAGGGCAAGGGCGUGGUCAAGGAGCGCAACGACUCGGGCUACGCCGGCCGCCGCGCCGUCAAAAACAAAAUCAAAAUCAGGGAGGACGUCUCCGAGGAUAUGUCGGAAUAG
Molecule: messenger RNA, 1008 nt
Organism: Ostrinia nubilalis (European corn borer)
Lineage: Eukaryota; Metazoa; Arthropoda; Insecta; Lepidoptera; Crambidae
Exons: 4
Coding region: 1-1008 (335 amino acids)
Source: RefSeq, a predicted model, not a curated record